AUGGCGAAUCACAACUCCAAUCAAAAUUUCAACUCAAACCAACACCUCAAUCAAAAUCAAUUCCAAUCCCAAGGAACCUUUCUUCCCGCCCAAAACGUCCAACCCAUACCUCAAGAGCAACCGGGUGGUAACGUCAACGCUAGACCACCCACACCGCCUUUCAGAAACCAAAAUCCCAAUAACACCCAACGAACACCCCAACAACAAACCCUUCAUCGACAAGCUUCUUUACCCAUCAACCUUGAUGAUCGGAAUGUCAACUCCGAUCGUAGAGAUUGGGGAUACAUCAAUCGGGGUAAUGGCUACAAUGCAAGAGGGUACGAAGAUGAAGAGUUUGGCUAUCAAAAUGCCAACUACGUUGGGGAUGACGAUUAUGGUCAUGGGAAUAGAAGGAAUGACAGUUACGAGAACAACCGCCAACCACGAAAUAACAACCAAAGGAAUCGAAAUGACGGGUAUUACAAUAACAAUAAUAAUGGCAACCCUAAUCGGAUUCCUCGUUUCGUGGGAGGGGGCAAUCAAAGAGGUAACCAAGGUAGGAAUCACGGAAGGGAUGAGAGAAGGGAUGAACGAAGGAACGAAAGGAGAGAUGAUAGAAGGGAUAACCGAAGAAUGGGUGAUAAAGAGGUUAACGGUCCUUAUCGUCAUCAACAACCUCCACGGGGAGUGAAUGACCGUUUCAGGCCGAUUGUCACCGAAAACGAUUCACCAAUCGUUUGUGAGUGA
Messenger RNA from Helianthus annuus (common sunflower), 726 nucleotides. RefSeq lists its product as uncharacterized. Bases 1 to 726 code for a protein of 241 amino acids. The transcript is spliced from 2 exons. Lineage: Eukaryota; Viridiplantae; Streptophyta; Magnoliopsida; Asterales; Asteraceae. The record is from RefSeq and is a predicted model, not a curated record.